GAGCCGCUCGCACUCCGACCAGCUCCACCGUCCCAACGCAGCUCCGCCGCCGCCGCCGCCGCCUCUCCUCCUCCUCCUCCUCGACGGACUUUCGGCAACUGCCCCGCAGCCUCCGCCGCCGCCAUGGACGCCAUCAAGAAGAAGAUGCAGAUGCUGAAGCUGGACAAGGAGAACGCGCUGGACCGCGCCGAGCAAGCCGAGGCGGACAAGAAGGCCGCCGAGGAGCGCAGCAAGCAGAUGGAGGAGGACAUUGUGCAGUUGGAAAAGCAACUGCGGGUCUCGGAGGACGAGAGGGACCGCGUCCUGGAGGAGCUGCAUAGCGCCGAGGACAGCCUCCUCACCGCGGAUGAGAAUGCCACCAAGGCCGAGAGCGAUGUGGCUUCUCUGAACAGGCGCAUCCAGCUGGUGGAGGAGGAGCUGGAUCGUGCCCAGGAGCGCCUGACAACAGCCCUUCAGAAGCUGGAGGAGGCCGAGAAGGCGGCCGAUGAGAGCGAGAGAGGCAUGAAGGUCAUUGAGAGCCGGGCCCUGAAGGACGAGGAGAAGAUGGAGAUCCAGGAGAUCCAGCUGAAGGAGGCCAAGCACAUCGCUGAGGACGCCGACCGGAAGUACGAGGAGGUGGCCCGGAAGCUGGUGAUCAUUGAGAGCGACUUGGAGCGUGCAGAAGAGCGGGCCGAGCUCUCCGAAAGCAAAUGUGCUGAACUUGAAGAGGAAUUGAAAACUGUGACCAACAACCUGAGGUCGCUGGAAGCUCAGGCGGAGAAGUACUCUCAGAAGGAAGACAAAUACGAAGAGGAAAUCAAGAUCCUGACUGACAAACUGAAAGAGGCUGAGACCCGAGCUGAAUUUUCAGAGAGGUCAGUGACCAAGUUAGAGAAGAGCAUCGACGACUUAGAAGAUAAGUGUCUUUGUUUCACUCCUCCCAAGACCUCUCUUUCGUCAGCCUGGGUGAACCAUCUUUUCCAAGCUGCUGUCCGGUUCCUUGCCCUCCCCUCCCGCUCCCCCCUCCCCUCCUGGGGCUCCUCCCCCACCCCUCACCUGCCCUCCCCUCUCCCCACUUUGGGCCUUUCAGCUGUACAGGAACUCUACAACUUUCACUGUAAAAUAAAUGAAAAAUCCCGACGUCGUUAUCUCUUUCGCUGCUCCUUUUGCCUUUUAUUUAUGUCCUCCAUUUCAAGUAUGAAUAAAGUUAAAACAUUUGCUUUCUUCUGUUAGGGAUUCAUUCUAUUAUUUUCCUUUUCCACCCGCCUUUCUUUUUUUCAUCCUUUUUUCUCCCCCUGCCCCUUUCGCAGCUCUUCUGGCAGGACGGAGCCUGUGCAGGGAGGGGGGUUAGCAGCUUCGAGGGGGUGGCAGGGGUCUCUGAAGGGAGGGGGCUUUGGGGAUGGGGUGGGAUGGGGCGGGGCAAGAGCGGAGGCCGUCGUGGAUGGCUUGGGCUGAGUAGAAGGGGUUGCAGUGGGGAAUGCACACCUGGAGGCCCCCUGCACAUUUGGUGGGGGAAUAGGCUGGGGAAGAGGGAAGGCCAUUGGCUGAAGUGGGCUGGGCUUAGCCUAAGCCAUUUUGGCUCCAUCAGGAAGCCACGGUUGGGUUUUGACCAACCCCAAACCGGGUUAGUGUAGAGAUGGUUGUGAAAAGCUAGUUAGUCCCUGCCCCAAAGACCUUUUCCACGCAGGGGUCAUCGAUCCCACCACCUUCCUCCCCCCGUGGCUCUUGAAGCCCAACCAGGAGGCUCCUUGAGUGGCUGUGCCUGGGGCCGUUCCAGCAGCCCAGAGAGGGAGCCCCGGGGAGCUCCCCCAGCAGCAGGCCUGUCUGCUCCCACAUAGGCUACACAAAAGAGCCUCCUCUCGGUCUUCUGCAAAUUGAGGCUCUGGCUUCUCCAAGCCUCCCGUGAAGUUCUGGAGGCCUUGCUCGUCACAUCCCCUAAAGCAGUGUUUCUCAACCUUGGCAACUUGAAGAUGUCCGGACUUGAGAAACACUGCCCUAAAGAAUCCAGGAGAACCUGGGUGGGGGACUCGGGACUAGCCAGAGUCACCUGCACAGAACCCAGGCUCGGAGGUGUCUCAGGUGAGAAUUGCAAGCAAGGUCUUAUGUAGGAGCUCACAGGGACGGGGAGGCAGAGAUAGUUUGAAGACUCUGGGUGGGCAGAGGAGGUCUUGGGCCAGGACCUGUCUGUCUCCCUUGCUGGAACCAGCCAGUCCUGCCUUAUGGCCACCACCAGCACCUGCCCAGCCCUCUCCCUUGUGGAAGCCAGUGGACAUCUUCUGAGUGGGAGAGAUGGGUUGUUCCCCACGGGGCUGAGCGAUGCAUGGCCCUCCACUGAGGGUGGAACUGCCUUCCUUCCUUCCUUCCUUCCUUCCUUCCUGAGAUACUUCACCAAAGGAGGUACGGGGCUCCUGCCUUGGUGUGUCUGAUCUGUCCUACUAAACCGACUCUACGGGGUGGCGUUUCCCUCUAACCGUUUCUCUUCUUUCUGCCUUUUUCCUUCCUCCUCUUCCUCCUUCUCCUGUCCACUUGCCGACUUGCACAGACCAGCUCUACCAGCAGCUUGAGCAAAACCGGCGUCUCACUCAUGAGCUAAAGUUGGCCCUGAAUGAGGACUAAGCUUCCGUGCUUCCUAACCCAGGUCUCUCGACUCGCCUGCCGCCCAACCACGCGAGGGGCCUGUGUCUGCUGCCGCCGGUUGGGGCUGAAGCUGGGGGGGGGGGGCUAGGAGGCUUUCAGGUUCUGUCUCAGCCUUAAGAUGGGCUACGCUCUGGAUCAUGGUCUGAUUAAAGGGAGGCCACCGAGGAGUCUCCUCCUUGGGAGGGGUGCUUUUACUAGCAAUUCUGCUCUGGGGGGGGGGGAUAUGCUGAAAUUGGAACCGUGGUGACGUUUGCUUCCUGUGGGGCCCAGGAAUGAGGUCUCAACACUCACUUUUCUAGCCCAGGUCACCUGUUGUUGGUCACCUCCGCUUGUGGUACCUUUGCAUCAUUGUGAAACGGCUGUUGCUGUGUUGAUCGUAUGUGGAUCCCGAGCUUCUGUGCUUUUGUCUCCCAUCACAGACGUGUAUUUAAUCCUUUCCUACACAGUAUGCAUGUGACUUUACCCUGUGAAAGACGCUCCACUUUUCCCCAGCAGCAGAAAAAUCCCUGAAAUUUCCCCAGCAGACAGAGAGCUGCCUCUUUCCUCCACCCUUCUACCAUUUCUGCAGUCCUGGUGGAGUAAAAUUGCAAAAUGCUUCGGUCAACAUUUUUAGUACAUGGAUUUCUCUUUUCUUUCUGCUGCAACUUAACUCUCCCCCCACCUUUUUAAAUUUG
This is a messenger RNA of Thamnophis elegans (Western terrestrial garter snake), 3290 nucleotides long. RefSeq names its product tropomyosin 1 (gene TPM1). Gene Ontology annotation, cellular component: actin filament. NCBI's taxonomy places the organism in Eukaryota, Metazoa, Chordata, Lepidosauria, Squamata, Natricidae. Gene Ontology annotation, molecular function: actin filament binding. The transcript has 9 exons. The record is from RefSeq and is a predicted model, not a curated record. The coding region runs from base 124 to 1212 and encodes 362 amino acids. Gene Ontology annotation, biological process: cardiac muscle contraction; actin filament organization.